Messenger RNA from Batrachochytrium dendrobatidis JAM81, 2457 nucleotides. RefSeq lists its product as uncharacterized. The record is from RefSeq and is a predicted model, not a curated record. Bases 1 to 2457 code for a protein of 818 amino acids. The transcript has a single exon. Lineage: Eukaryota; Fungi; Chytridiomycota; Chytridiomycetes; Rhizophydiales.
AUGGCACCUUCAACAUCACUACAGUUCCUUGAGCUUCCAGGCUCAAAUGGCUACAUUCAUGGUCUGUAUGGACUGGAAGCAUGCACCGUCCGUGGUCUUAUCCGCAUUCAGCAUCCUAUCCAAAAACCUCUCUACAUCAAGCGGUUAAAACUCACUCUUAAAGGUCUUCUCUGGACUCGCUUUCUGGACACAGUCGUAUCUUUUGACAUGGUUCGUAGAGAAAAGGUUCUAUUUGAAAUAUGCGUUGAUGUCCUCCAGGAUGCCGAAAUCGACAAAAAUGAAAUCAAUAUAUUGAGCGGAAUACUGGAUGUUCCUUUUGAAAUUGCAUGGCCAUUGCAUGAUCCUGUAACCAAUGGGCAUGGUCCAAGCCAUCAACUUCUUCCACCAUCAUGCACAGUAUUUGGCCAGAGCGGAUCGCUGCAUCAUUAUCAGUCCAAUGUCGAGUAUACAUUAACUGCAACUCUAGUUGAAAGUGCAGUGCCAUUGUCUUCAACAAAAUCAGGAAAUUCUCUAAAUUCUAGUACAGCCGACUUGGAUACAGCAGAUGGUUCAUCUGGCCAUCGAUCGGGAUUUUCUGCAUCACUUGGCGCAGCAGCAGCAACCUUUGGGCUUGGAUCGCUUUUUGCACCUCCAGUUCGAACCUGCAUAUUGCCUAUUUCUCCAUUUGUUGUUUAUGAUGCACGGAUGCUGCCUAUCAUUAUGCAUCCAGAUCCACGGAGAUGGCGAUCUUCACCUGGUAUGGUACCAAUUGAAUAUGACAUUGAAGUGGGUCCUAUCGCACUUGGACCCAACGAUCCAAUUCGGUUUGCAUAUAGGAUGAUUGUUGAUAGCGAGUCUGCCAGACUGGGUGUACGAGUUAAAAAAGUUACAUUUAUACUCAAGGAAACUCAUAUUGUUGGGGAAGAUCGAUGUUGUAUUAUGGAUGACCAGCAGCAGUACUAUCAUAUCCACCAGCCGCCUGCUCGGGUUAAAGGUGUCACAGAGCUUUUGCGUUGGGAGCACACAGAAUAUAAUCCAAUUUCACAAUCCGAUUCCGUUGCAACAGGAAAACCUGAAUCAGGAUAUUUGCGCGAUUCGACUACUGCUGGUUCAGCCUCUGGACUUCGUGCAAGUUCAUCUUCUGGACCUCGGCUAUCAUCAUAUCAGAAUUCAUCUUUGAGUCGUCAAGUCUCGUUUCAGCAGAAUACCGCUGCAUUUGAACUUCUCCCACUACGUGAAUCACAAAAGUCUGUCGAGGUCAUGUCACGUCCGGGCACACGCGGUGGAGCAGGCGACGGAUUGUAUGUUGAGAAUGAAACCACACUUUAUAUACCCUCUCUAGGAGGAUUCACAGCUACCACAGCAAAACCCGUUAUACCUUCAGAAAAUUACAUUUGCCAAAAACUGAAUCCGCGUGAAGCCAUUUUACAAGUACGACAUAGUGUACAUGUUACUAUUGAUUUUAUUGAAGCCGAGCGUAUCUCGAUUGAAAGCGGCGUGUAUUUACUCUCUGUGGGUCAUGAGGAGUGUGCGUAUGUGUUGGAUAACCAUCCUGAGAUUCUCCCAACUUUAGACUACGAUAAAAUUGUUGGAAUAGAAACUUGGGUUCCAGAAUACUCUGCUCAAGACCAAGUGUUUAUGGAUUCUUGUUCAUCUUUGCUUCAUUCACAACAGCAUGAUUCGGAUAGCUAUAGUAGCCAUUCAUUCCAUCCAGUCGUACCAGAAAGAAGCCAUUCGAUAGAUACCACGCAUUCUUUAUUGCCACAUCGUCAGUCAGAUGCUCAAUCUAUAAUUUCAGACGACAUGUAUUCUACAGAUACUGAUUUAUACGGAGAUUCUAAUCCAUCCCGUAAUAUGAUACCCGACUCACCUACACCGCGCUAUGAAGAUAUUAUGCGUGCACCGAUAUCCACACAGUCAUCCGUAACGACGACCAAGUUGGAUAAUAAUGACACCAGUCAUAACUACCUUGAUAAUAAUAGUAAUAAUAUAUCAGUUUCGCACGAUAGAUUGUAUCAGCCCUACUCAACUGAAUCUCUUCCGUCAAUACCUUUAAACUCGGCCGCUUGUAUAUCUCACUCACCUGAUUCUACUACUAGUAACUCUGACCGCUCACCCAUGACUGUGUUGAAAUCGACUUCAUUGGCCAAUUCAAAUGAGGAUCAAAAUGCUAUUCGUGAUCCGUUGACAUGGUUUGCAUCUGAACCCCCAUCGAUUAUGCCCUUGGAAGAAGCUUUAUCCGAGGCAAUGCAGGAUUUAUUGGAUACACGUGUGCAACUUUCAACUGGUCGAAGCAGAGUGGGUCGAUACUCUGUUCACUUGCAUGGCAAUACCAGCAACUACCGUGAUCGUGAUACUCGAAGCGACAGUCUUUUAUCAUAUGGAUCAAACUGCUACUAUGGUGGUUCAAAUCAAUUGAGUCAUGGAGACAGUCAUAUAGGAGAGACUAAUGAAGAUACUAGUCAAUACCUUAGUUGA